Molecule: messenger RNA, 851 nt
Organism: Medicago truncatula (barrel medic)
Lineage: Eukaryota; Viridiplantae; Streptophyta; Magnoliopsida; Fabales; Fabaceae
Product: glutathione S-transferase F11
Exons: 3
Coding region: 94-735 (213 amino acids)
Biological process (GO): glutathione metabolic process
Cellular component (GO): cytoplasm
Molecular function (GO): glutathione binding; glutathione transferase activity
Source: RefSeq, a predicted model, not a curated record
CACCCAAAUCAAGAUAUCAUAUGCAUAUCAACAUUAUAAUUAUCAUCACUGAGAUUUUAGGGUAUUUUCAAGUAAUUAAAGAGCAGGGGAAAUAUGGUGGUGAAAGUUUAUGGUUCAAUUAAUGCAGCAUGUCCUCAGAGGGUGAUGGCUUGCCUCUUAGAAAAAGAGGUAGAAUUUGAAAUUGUGCAUAUUGAUCUUGAUAAAGGAGAGCAAAAGAAACCUGAAUUCCUUCUCCUCCAGCCCUUUGGUCAAGUUCCAGUUGUAGAGGAUGGUGAUUUCAGACUCUUUGAAUCAAGGGCAAUUGUAAGGUACUACGCAGCAAAGUAUGCAGACCGUGGUCCUGACCUACUUGGCACAACUUUAGAAGAGAAAGCUGUGGUGGAUCAAUGGCUUGAAGUAGAAGCACACAAUUUUGAUGAUUUAUGCUUCAAUAUCAUGUUUAAUCUUGUAAUUCUACCAAAAAUGGGUAAGCCUGGGGACAUAACUAUAGCUCAUAGUUCUGAACAGAAGCUAGAGGAAGUGCUUGAUGUGUAUGAACGUAGGCUUUCUAAAAGCACUUAUCUUGCUGGUGAUAAGUUCACUUUGGCUGAUCUUAGCCAUCUUCCUGGAAUUGGACAUCUUAUUGAGGCAGCAAAAUUGGGACAUUUGAUUAGUGAGAGGAAGAAUGUGAAUGCUUGGUGGGAGAAAAUUUCUAGUAGGCCAGCUUGGAAGAAGUUGAAGGAAUUGGCUAAGUAAGAAGGAGAUCUUGUCCUAUCCUAUUCAUAUAUAACUUAUGUAUUUGAAUUGUUUAUGAAUAUGUAUGUUUAUCAAAUAAUGAUUAUUAAACAAUAAAGUUUUUCAACUACUAUACA